AUGACUGUCAGAGACGCCCUCAACACCGCACUGCGAGAGGAGAUGGACCGAAACGAUAAUGUUUUCAUCAUGGGUGAGGAGGUCGGCCAGUACAACGGUGCCUACAAGGUCACCAAGGGCCUUCUCGACAAGUUCGGCGAGAAGCGAGUGGUUGACACCCCUAUCACCGAGAUGGGUUUCGCCGGUGUUUGUGUCGGUGCCGCCCUGGCCGGUCUCACCCCCGUCUGCGAGUUCAUGACCUGGAACUUCGCCAUGCAGGCCAUUGAUCAGAUCAUCAAUUCCGGUGCCAAGACCUACUACAUGUCCGGAGGUACCCAGCAGUGCAAUGUCACCUUCCGAGGUCCUAACGGUGCCGCCGCUGGUGUUGCUGCCCAACACUCUCAGGAUUUCACCGGGUGGUACGGCCAGAUUCCCGGUCUCAAGGUCGUCUCUCCCUACAGCUCUGAGGAUGCCAAGGGUCUGCUCAAGGCCGCCAUCCGAGACCCCAACGUGACUGUUUUCCUCGAGAACGAGAUCAUGUACGGAGAGUCUUUCCCCAUGUCUGAGGAGGCCAUGUCCCCCGACUUCGUUCUGCCCCUUGGAAAGGCCAAGAUUGAGCGAGAGGGUAAGGAUAUCACUCUUGUCGGUCACUCCCGAAACGUCGAGACCGCCCUCAAGGCCGCCGACCUCCUCAAGAAGCACCACAACGUCGAUGCCGAGGUCAUUAACCUGCGAACUGUCAAGCCUCUCGACACUGAGACCAUUUUCAACUCCAUCAAGAAGACUAACCGACUUGUCUCUGUCGAGGCUGGCUUCCCCGCCUUUGGCAUGGGCUCCGAGCUCUGUGGUGUCGUCAACGACUCCUGGGCCUGGGAUUACCUUGAUGCCCCCAUCCAGCGAGUUACCGGAGCUGAGGUUCCCACUCCUUACGCCAUUGAGCUUGAGAACUUCGCCUUCCCCACACCCGAGAUUGUUGUCAAGGCUGCCAAGGACGCCCUCUACAUUGAGGAGUAG
Molecule: messenger RNA, 993 nt
Organism: Yarrowia lipolytica CLIB122
Lineage: Eukaryota; Fungi; Ascomycota; Dipodascomycetes; Dipodascales
Biological process (GO): pyruvate decarboxylation to acetyl-CoA
Molecular function (GO): pyruvate dehydrogenase (acetyl-transferring) activity
Source: RefSeq, a predicted model, not a curated record